AUGCAAUUAAAGUGUGCAGAAUACUUAAAAGAAGCUGUAUUUAUAAUACUUAUUUACUAAGGUAACUACUAAUAAUGAAUAAGCCAGAUAUACAUUUAUGUCAAAAGCAUGUAAAUAAAUUGCUUAGUUAUUGCCCUUUCAAUCUAUGUGGCAUUUGCUAUUAAAAUAAGAUUAGUUGUUUUUUUAUAUGUUGAUGUUAUAAUCAAUGUUUGGAUAGAAUAUCAAAAUGCUAUUAGAAUUAAUAAUAGAAAGAUUUGCUCCUAUAACUUAGUUCCAAAUUUAAUUUCUUAAUGCAUGUUCAUAAAUAUUCUAACAGGACAUUAAUUUUCUAUCAGAUGUUAUGAAAAGUCAUAUAUCAGGAAUUUUUAAAGAAUGUAUAGUCUAACUAUAAUUCUUUAUAAAGCAAAUUCCAAAAAAUGAUUCUAAAGAAGGUUAGUCAGUUGCAGAAUAAAUAACAUAAGCUUAUAAGGCAAUUUUGUAGAAUAUUCAUGAUGAGAAAGUUACUUUAGAGCUUUACAAUAGUUUCCAGGGGAUUGUAAAUAAAUGGCCAUUGAUACAUGAAUUAAAUCCAUUAAUUUUUCAUGAGAUUGAAGAAAUAAUAGCAACAAGAACCCCAAGAAAUGUUGAAAUAUAAAUUAUUGAAGAUUAUCUCGAAUGUGAAUCUCCAACAAGAUCUAACUCUAUCAGAAAAGAAAAUUAAGUUGUUGUUGAAUUAUAGAGAUGGUUGAGUAAACUAAAUUAUCCUAUUCCUGUUAUCUCAAAAAAAAUUGCUAGCAGUGUAAUUAAUUCAUAAAAUAUGUUCAAAUUAAAAGAUAAUUUAGAAAUCAUGUUAUCUUUUAUUUAUUGUCCUUUGAAAUAUGAACCAGCUAGUUGUGUAAAAUUUUUGAUAAUUUAAGUGGUCUAGAAUAGAAUUAAAUAAAACUAUCAAUCAGAAAGAUAUUCCAAAUUUAAAAGAUUGUUUUAAUCUAAAUUCACCAGCCCAUUUAUAUCAUAUUCGUUCCAUCCGAUCUUUGUAAAGUUUAACUGAUGAUGAGAAUCACUCUAUUAUUGCUAAAGUUAAUCCAGCAUAUUUAAAAAUUGCUUGUAUUUAAAUAUCAUUUUAUUUAAUUAGUUUCCUAUCUUUCUAAAUGUUUUGAUGAAGACUAAUUAAAAUACUGUAAUUUUAACCAUUUAACUUAAUUGCUCACAUUUUAUCUAGAAAAAGAAUAAGAUAUUUCAGUUUACUUUAUUUUAUAUUACAAUAUCCCUUAUGCAUUCUUUUAUUAUAUAAAUUAUGAGUAAGCGUCUUCUUUUUUAAUCCACUUAUUUACAUAAAUUAAUUUGAUGACUCAUAAUCAAUCGGAACAUACAUAAUUGUUAUAUGAAUAAGUUUGGAAUUAUUUUAAAGCUGCUAAUUUAUUUACUGAUUUAAUUAAUACUCUGUUUAAUCCAACUUAAAAGAGUGGAUUUAUACUAAAAUGUUCGUAAGACUUUAGAAAUAAUUAAAUGAUAGAAGUCUUUAAACUUAAUCCAGAUUUUUAAUUGAAAGAAAAGAUAUAUUAAUAAAAUGACAAUAACAAUUUUAAUUAUAUUUUGGAAGAAAAAAUACAUCUAAAAUGGGAUAUUGAUUAACUUAAGCACUUUAUUCAUAAAAAAACUAUUAAAUAACUCUCCUUUUUCAACAAAUCUAUAAAUAAUAUCAUACCAUUAACAAUUGAAAAACCUGCAUCAAUGAUGGAUGUAAUUAGAAAGGCAAUUUAAAAUGUUGAAACUGUUUCUGAACCACAUAAAAAAAAGUAAAUAAAUACAGGAAGAGAAAGAUUAAUUGUUCUUCGAAGUGCAUCACUUAUGUUUGAUUUAGAAGAAUAAGAUUAAGUUAAAGAUCCAUUUCUUCCAUAUGAUUAUAAUCCUAAUCCAUUAGAAUUAAGAUUAGAAACUAAAGAGAGUAAUAAUAAAUUUGAUUAGAAAUCUCAAACUUUAAUGAAGGACAGUUAAAAAAAUCUUUUUUAGAAGCAUUCAAGAAAUUAAUCAUUUUAAUUAUAUCCUUUAUCCUUAAAUGAUAUUAUUUAAGGAAAGUGGGAUUAAGAAUAAUUAUCAUCUCAAUUUUAAAUUGAAAAGUAUAAUUUUUUUUAAUCCUUAGCUUAAUCAAAGAUGAACCCUUCUGCUAUAAUUUAACAUAAUUUCUGUCAAUUUUAAUUUAACAUUUAAUAUUGGCAAAACAUAACUUAAUUUAGAAAAAAAAUUGUACUAUUGAAAAAAGAGAACAAUAUUUGGGAAUAAUAUUUUAAGAAAUUAAUACAUCAGUAUUUGACAAUUUGAUCAAAGUAUCAUCUUUUAAAUAUUUAGAUAUAUUUAUUUAAAAUUAAAAUUAGUCCAUAUGUCAAAGAAAAUAGUGCUAUAUUAUGUGGAAAGCUAGUAAAUUUCAUCUUAAAAUAAAAACCUGAUUAUGUUAAUUUUCAAGAUAAUGGUCAGAUUUAUGUAGAUUAUUUGUGUAAAAUAAUAAUUAAUUCAUUAUCUUGGAAAACCUAAAAUGAUGCAAAAAUAGAAUUAGACAUUAGUAAGAUUCUUUUAUUGGAAACUUUAUGUUUAUUAAUAGAAAAUGGAGUAUAACGAGGAUAAUUAAAUUUACUAAAUAGAAUAACUGCUACGACAUGGAGUUGUCUAAUAGAAAUAUGUAAACAUUAUCUUGCAAUAAGACCGAAUUAAAUAUAUUAAGGGCUUUUUUUGAGAAUAUUAAAAUUAAAUAUGGAAUUUGGUUCAGAUUUUAAUAUACACACUAUCUUUAUGAAAUUAAAUUUAUUAAGUAUUCUCAAAUAACUUUCAGAACUAACCUAAUAAAAUGGAGUCCCUAAUAAAAGAUUUAGCUAUCUGAAUUAAUUUAUAAAAUCUGCAUGCUCUCUCUUAUAGUAAUAUAUCAAUAAAAAUUCAUCAAAAGAAUGCUUUAAAAUAAUCUAAAACCUCGAUUCAUGGAAGCUGUUAAAAUAAUAAUACAGAAUACAUUCUCAUUAUCAUGCUAGCAGUUUUUAUAGCGUAGAUUCAAGAGUUGGAAACAAUUCGACUCCAGCAACCAAUCAAAGUUUAGCAAAAAUUAGAAUUCGAAGAUCUACUCAUUCUAAAAUUUAAAAAGAAUGA
This is a messenger RNA of Paramecium sonneborni, 3111 nucleotides long. The record is from the annotation of a GenBank genome assembly. NCBI's taxonomy places the organism in Eukaryota, Ciliophora, Oligohymenophorea, Peniculida, Parameciidae.